Messenger RNA from Symbiodinium natans, 1218 nucleotides. The record is from the annotation of a GenBank genome assembly. NCBI's taxonomy places the organism in Eukaryota, Dinophyceae, Suessiales, Symbiodiniaceae.
AUGGCGAAGACUCCCAGGGCGGGGGGGAAGGUUGAUGACACGAUCUUUGUCGGAGUUCGACUGCGCCCCUUCCUCGGGUAUGAAGGGAAGCAGCAGUGCCUCACACCUUCCCGAAAUGUCAUCUCCGUGCGCGCGCCGGACAAGAAGAAAGAGUAUGCCUUCGAUUGCGUGGACUGCCGCGUGCAGAUUCUGGAAAUCUACAACGAGAAGGUCAGGGACUUGCUUGACGACAAAGACACCGGCAAGUCUCCCGAGAUUCACGUCCACCCACGGAUUGGCGUGUACGUUGAUGGCGCUGUCGAUGCGCAGGUUGAAGCCGUUGAUCAGGUGCAGAAGUUGCUGGACUCUGGUUUGUCGAGGGCGAGUGUCGCAGCAACGGCCAGAAAUGCCCGGAGUUCUCGCGGGCAUGUGGUUUUCCGACUCGUCAUCGAAAGGCACGAGGAAGACCACACAGUGGUGACUUCUGAGCUUUUCUGCGUCGACUUGGCCGGGCGGGAGAAUGAGAAGACCACGAAGGUCACGGGGCAAAACUUCACGGAGCUCACCUUCAUCAACCGAAGCCUCAUGUGGCUUGCCCAGUGCAUCCAGGCGCUCGGCAAGCAGGCGCAGGCGCGCAGGCGGAGUAGUAGUGUGGGUAGCGAGGUCGAGGGAUCGAACCGCGCCAGAUUCCGGAAUUCAAAGCUCACGCUGCUGCUCAUCAAUGCCCUGACGGGCAACUCGAAGACUUGCUUACUGGCAACGGUGAGCCCAGCUCUGGUGAAUCUGGAUGAGAGCUUGGUGACCCUGAACUUUGCGAGCACGGUGAAGACCAUCAAGGUCGCCGCAAGGCGCGCGGAAAGGAGGGACACUGUAAAACUGGUCCAGAGCUUGAGUGAGGAGUUGGCAAGCUUGAGGGAGCAGCUCAGCGGGUCGCCGCGCAACGCCUCGGACUUGCAGGCGCAAGUGGGCACGCUGCAGAACAUGAUGGAGAGCUACAAGACGAGGUGGGAAGAGGCGGAGCACAACGCCGAGCUGCUCCGCAAGGAGAAGGAGGACGCCUUGCAAAAUCUCGCCGUGUCCAGGUGGAAGUUUGCCCAGGCGACCCUGAAGAAUGAGGCCCGCGACGAGCCCAACUCUGCAAGGGGACAGGAGACGCCGUCCCAAGACAAGGACCACCGGGACCCGGGGGCACGCGCCAAGGCUUCUUGGCUUUCUUCUGGCUGGCUCUUAGGACUUUAG